AUGAAUUCCGACAUUUUGACCGUUAUUUUUGAUGAUGCUUCUUGGAAUGAUUCAAACGGGUUCAAGUCCUUGGUAAACGGAUCAAAUAGAUCAACCCCGAUAUGGGACGAAGCUGAAAGGACUUCUGCAGAAGCGCUACUAUCCGGCAGCCGGAUCGGGAUGCUUCCCGUGGCUCUCCUUGGUUUGAUUGGCAAUCUGCUAAUUCUUAUCCUUGUCACGCGCAGUGACGUGGUGAAAAAGUAUCCAUUGUCCGUUUACUUGUCCGCCCUCGCCGUCGGUGACUUCAUUUUCUGCCUAGAUCUACUGCGCUGGUACCUUGAGUGGGCGGACCUGAUUCCCAAGGAUUGGGGAGACGUCUAUUGUGCCAUCACGAACUUUUUGGGUCAUUUUGCAAUUGGUCUCUCUCACUGGACGAUAUUAUGUAUUUCCCUGGAUAGAAUGGUUCGUGUGGCGUUUCCCUUUAAAGCCAAGACUCUGCUGACGAUGAAACUCGCGCGGAUUGUUGUCGUCGUGGUGGUGUUCGGCGUGGGCCUACCAAACAUUCCCCAUUUUGUUUUCGACCACCAAGUGCCCGUGGAUAACACCACGUGGAUGUGCUGGACAUUACAAACAGAUACAAUAGGCCCGUUAUAUUAUAACCUGAUGAGAAUCUUAAUAGAAACUCCACCCGUGAUCCUGGUGAUCUUCGUUAACUGUAUAACGGUCUUCAAACUGCGUUCCCACUGGAGUAAAAUGAAAAAAGAAGGCAUCAAGGAAAACUGGAACCAGAAACGCGGUAAUCUUCACAUGGAGGAGACGGCCUUGACCGUUACCUUGGUAGUCAACGGAACCCUCUUCGUUGUCUUGGAAACGCCAUACUCGGUGACGGAGUUCGUGGCUCAUUACAGAUCAACGGAUGACAUCAGUGCACUUCCGUACAUGUUUGCCACUGUGUUCAAAUUGGUCAGCGGCGUCGAUCACACCUGCAACUUUUUCGUCUACAUCAUUGGGUCAGCCAUGAUGAGGAGGGAGUUCAUUGCCAUGUUCCGGUGCCCUGAGAAAGCUGAUGGUACCAUGAAGACGGAGUGCCACACUAACACAAUUCCGGUUAUUGUGCAUCCUAAUUCUGUCGACGAUGACACCGUGGCCAGUAGCAGCUUUUCUUUGUCAUCCACAAACACGCGACUGUAG
Molecule: messenger RNA, 1170 nt
Organism: Lingula anatina
Lineage: Eukaryota; Metazoa; Brachiopoda; Lingulata; Lingulida; Lingulidae
Product: galanin receptor 2b-like
Biological process (GO): G protein-coupled receptor signaling pathway
Cellular component (GO): membrane
Molecular function (GO): G protein-coupled receptor activity
Source: RefSeq, a predicted model, not a curated record